AUGACAGGCGCUCCGCCGUACAACGCUCAGUCUCCCACACAGCGGCCCCGGUUUGCGGCCUACGAGUCCCCAACGAAGAAUCAUUCCUUCUACCCGAACAAUGACCAGUCUCAGGGACCACCACCACACCCACCCCCAUCAGCACCCGCACCCGCACCAGCACCACCAUCCUUCCCAACCCAUCCACCUCAGACACCUCCGGCUUUUGGUGCAGUAGCCGUGUCGCGGAGCCCGCGCUUCUCCCACGCGUCCUCGCCGCUACCGUCAACCCUGCCACCGCCCUUGAAUGGGGCCGCACCACCUCCACACCCAUCACUCCCAGAGACUUCAUCCCAAUACUCAUCCGGUCCAUCAGGGAGUGUCACUCCAGGGCUGCCGCUGCCCCGUCCCUUUGCAUCCACCGUCAUGGCUGGCAACGGCACUUCACCCUACGGGUCCUCCGUGGCCCCGGCUCAUUCAUCAAGCCGUCUAGAGAGCCAUUCGCAGUCGCCAACACGGGAGGCCUCCUACGGGGUCAGAGGCAAUGGCGUUGUCUACGGAUCAUCGGUGCCUAGAUCAUCAUCCCCUGCUCGAGAAACAGUAUGUCAUCCCAUCCCUCUAUUCCUCCCAUCAUCUGGGGACUCCAAUGCUCCCAACUCACACCGUGAUGGGGUUCUUUCUCGAAUGAUACUGACAACGGUUGUUUGCAACACCCAGAAGCCAGCGCGCGCCGCUGAUCCCAUGUCCUUUGCCAGCAUCCUGUCUGGGCCAACUGAAGAGCAGCCUGCUCGCAAGUCGACUCCGCCACCCGCCGCGCCGAAGCCCACCUCUCCUGCUCCGCCAAAGUCCGAACCGCGUCAACCAGAAACUGGCCCUGUGCCGGGCACGUUCGUCCAUAAAUCAGACAAGGGAGCACAUGUCGAUCGGCCCAUAGUGGAGCCGCCAAAGGGAAUCUUCACCCCCAACGGAGCGACCAUACCCGCGGCAGAGCCAGCUCCCCCAGCAUCUCGUGCAUCCCGACAAAGUCGCACCCGGUCACUCGGCGUGGAUGCAGAGCAAGUGAACCGCGCGAUGGCGGAGAUUGAAAAUGGCGAGAAGAGCGACGUGGAGGCUCCAGGCUUUGAUGAGGAAUUGCAGAUCUUCCAGGAGAAGAGCAGGAAGAGACUGAUGGAUGCCUGUCGUGCGGAACGAAUCAGUCGCAAGCGUCGUCGCACUCAUACCUUGCACGAGCUGGCCCGAUCCUUCGAAAAGCACGCCAUCCUCGGCGGGGAACGAUUCCGCGUCAGUCACGAAAGCUCGGUCGUCGCCGAGGUGCAGCAGAAGGAGAUCCAAGACGAGAAGGAACGCAAGAAGGACAUGCAACGAAAACGUCGCCGCGAGAACACCGUUCGGUUAGAAAUGCAAAAGAAACUGGAGGCCGAACGCAAGGCCGACAAGGCGCAGGAUUCGGCAGAGAAAGCCAAGUUCCUGCGCGAGGCGGAACGCGCUCAGAAAAAGAUUCGGUCCACGAAGCGUGCGCUAGAAGGUGGCAACGCUCAGGAUGAGCUCGGCGAGGUGACGCCUCUGGCUCCCAACCUCGAGGGCGGCACGACUAGCUCGUUCCACAUUGGUCGCGGGUCACCGUCGCGUCGCAAGUCUGGACGUGCCGGUCCAGUGACCCGGCCAAAGAAGUCGAAGGAGCAGAAGCAGGCUGAGAAGGAUGCCGCUGAAAAUGCUUAUCUGGCGGGGUUGGAGGAUGAAUCCGUCUUGCUUACGCCACGCGACACCAAGAAGGACGUGCGAUCCAAGGAAGCUACGCCGAUCAUUCAUCUUCACUACGAGAGCAAGGGCUACAACCAGAUCUAUGAGCAAAUCUGGCGAGAUAUCGCCCGCAAAGAUAUUCCCAAGGUGUACCGCAUCAAAACGACCUCGCUUUCCACUCGACAGGAAAACUUGCGCAAGACCGCUCAGCUGGCAAGCAAGCAGUCACGCAAGUGGCAGGAACGGACGAACAAGAGCACCAAGGAUACCCAGGCCCGGGCCAAGCGCACCAUGCGUGAAAUGAUGUCCUUCUGGAAACGCAAUGAGCGUGAAGAACGCGAUCUGCGUCGCCUGGCCGAGAAGCAAGAGCUCGAGUCGGCGAAGAAGGCCGAAGCCGAGCGUGAGGCCAACCGACAGAAGCGAAAGCUGAACUUCUUGAUCUCUCAGACGGAGCUGUACUCCCACUUCAUCGGUCGCAAGAUCAAGACCGCCGAAGCCGAAGAGAGUGGAGACGGAACGGUCGCUGGGAGUAGCGAGACCGUUCAACCUGGCAAGGUCUCGGCGCAUACCAUUGAUCUGCCCGACAGUGUCGCCAAUCAGAACGCCAAGGUCACCAACUUUGAGGAUCUCGACUUCGAUGCCGAGGAUGAGACCGUCUUGCAGCAGGCUGCCAUGGCCAAUGCUCAGAAUGCCGUGCAGCAAGCCCAAGAUCGUGCGCGUGCCUUUAACCAGCAAGGUGGUGACGAUCAAAUGGCGGCCUUUGAUGAAGGCGAGAUGAACUUCCAGAACCCGACCAGUCUGGGUGACAUUGAAAUCUCCCAGCCAACCAUGUUGACUGCGAAAUUGAAGGAGUAUCAGCUGAAGGGAUUGAACUGGCUAGUCAAUUUGUACGAACAGGGUAUCAACGGUAUCCUGGCAGACGAGAUGGGUCUCGGUAAGACGAUUCAGUCAAUCUCCGUCAUGGCUUAUCUCGCCGAGUUCCACAACAUUUGGGGUCCUUUCCUGGUGAUUGCGCCCGCCUCCACCUUGCACAACUGGCAACAAGAAAUCGCCAAGUUUGUGCCUAACCUCAAAGUUCUUCCCUACUGGGGCAACGCGAAGGACCGUAAGAUUCUCCGCAAGUUCUGGGACCGCAAGCACAUCACCUACACGCGCGAGUCCGAGUUCCAUGUGCUCGUCACCUCUUACCAGUUGGUGGUUCUUGAUGCCCAGUACUUCCAGAAGGUCAAGUGGCAAUACAUGAUUCUGGACGAAGCGCAGGCCAUCAAGUCCUCUCAGAGUUCGCGUUGGAAGAACCUGCUGGGCUUCUCAUGCCGUAACCGGCUGCUUCUGACCGGUACCCCUAUUCAAAACAACAUGCAGGAGCUUUGGGCUUUGCUCCAUUUCAUCAUGCCGACGUUGUUCGAUUCUCACGACGAGUUUAGCGAAUGGUUCUCAAAGGACAUUGAGUCUCAUGCGCAGAGUAACACCAAGCUGAACGAGGAUCAGCUGAGACGUCUUCACAUGAUCUUGAAGCCAUUCAUGCUUCGCCGUGUCAAGAAGCAUGUCCAACAAGAACUGGGUGACAAGGUCGAGAAGGAUAUCUUCUGUGAUCUCACUUAUCGCCAGCGCGCCCUCUAUGCCAACCUGCGCAACCGGGUCAGCAUCAUCGAUAUCAUUGAGAAGGCCGCCAUUGGUGACGAUACGGACAGCACCACUUUGAUGAAUUUGGUCAUGCAGUUCCGUAAGGUCUGUAAUCACCCCGAUCUUUUCGAGCGUGCCGAAACCCGAUCCCCCUUUUCCGUUGGAACCUUUGCCGAGUGCGCUUCCUUCAUUCGCGAGGGACCCUUUGUCGACGUCCGUUACUCCAUCAGGAAUCGUAUCGAGUACCCGGUGCCUCGCCUGUUGUGCAGCUCCGAGGCCCGCGUAGACAUUCCCGGCCCUGGCAAUCAGCACGCGGGAUUCCGGGGCAAGUAUUUGUUACAUUUGAUGAACAUCUGGAACACGCAAAACAUCCAUGAGAGCUCCCGUGAGGAUGGCGCUUUCUCCUUCCUGCGCUUUGUGGAUACUUCGGCGGAAGAAGCCAGUGCAUCCGGCCGUCUUGGUGUCUUUGAGCGUGCCUUGCAAGCCCGCGGUCUUCCUGACAAGCUCUCGCGCCUGAAUGUCGUUUACGACGACAAGGAAGAUGAUACCGAUCGGGCCGUGUGGGCUCACUCUAUGUUGAACAUUGUGGAGCGUAACAACCGCCGAGCCCUCAACGAGAUCACACCGGAGGGGCGUAUGCGCAACUUGCUGCAUGUUUCUCGAUCAGCGUUCGAGAACCAGGGUCUGAACUUGAUUGAACCGUGUGCUUCUCCUGCGGCCUCCGCCCCACCGAUCACGCUGUCUUGCGCGGGCCAGGGGGCUGAGCGAGAGACUCAACGCGCUUUGUUCAACCCUGUCGUUCGCUCAGCUUUAUUCGGCCACCCCAGGAGACAGCUCGAGGAGCAGCUACUGGCCAACAAGGUGGAUCCGACGCCAUACUCAGAGCCACCGAUGCUUCCGGGGCCAUUGUCACUCAAGGCACGCUACACACACAUUGAGGUGCCCUCGAUGCGACGAUUCGUGACGGAUUCCGGCAAGCUCGCCAAACUGGACGAGCUCUUGCGGGAACUCAAGGCCGGUGGGCAUCGCGUUCUGCUCUACUUCCAGAUGACACGCAUGAUCGAUUUGAUGGAAGAGUAUUUGACGUAUCGAAACUACAAGUACUGCCGGCUGGACGGUAGCACAAAAUUGGAGGAUCGUCGUGAUACAGUCGCCGAUUUCCAGUCGAAUCCGGAGAUCUUCGUUUUCCUACUCUCCACCCGCGCGGGUGGUCUCGGUAUCAACUUGACCGCGGCGGACACAGUUAUUUUCUAUGACUCCGACUGGAACCCCACAAUUGAUUCACAGGCCAUGGAUCGUGCCCAUCGUCUCGGUCAAACCCGCCAGGUCACGGUGUACCGUCUGAUCACUCGUGGCACCAUUGAAGAGCGAAUUCGCAAGCGUGCGCUGCAGAAGGAGGAGGUGCAACGCGUUGUCAUCUCCGGUGGCGCAGCUGGUGGCGUUGACUUCAACACCCGUGCCCGUGAGAACCGUACCAAGGAUAUUGCGAUGUGGCUCGCGGACGAUGAUGAGGCCGAGCUCAUUGAGCAGAAGGAGAAGGAGGCCUUGGAACGCGGCGAAGCCUUUGGUGCUCCCAAGGGCGGCAAAAAGGCGACGCAGAAGCGCAAGCGUGAGUUGACCAUGGAUGACAUGUAUCACGAAGGCGAGGGUAACUUUGACGAUGCCAGCGCCAAGCCGUCCGGUGCUGCCACUCCCAUGUCAGACAACCUUGACACUUUACCAGCCACUUCCUCCGCCAUCCCCGCCAAGCGCGGCCGUGGUCGAGGUGGAGGUAAGGCGGGUUCAUCCAAACGCGCCAAAACCGUGAAGGAACGACUCCGUCUGAUCGAUGGUGAUGGCGGUCUCGACUAG
Molecule: messenger RNA, 5193 nt
Organism: Penicillium oxalicum
Lineage: Eukaryota; Fungi; Ascomycota; Eurotiomycetes; Eurotiales; Aspergillaceae
Gene: ino80
Product: chromatin-remodeling ATPase INO80
Exons: 3
Coding region: 1-5193 (1730 amino acids)
Biological process (GO): chromatin remodeling; DNA repair; DNA-templated transcription
Cellular component (GO): nucleus; Ino80 complex
Molecular function (GO): ATP binding; ATP hydrolysis activity; histone binding
Source: RefSeq, a predicted model, not a curated record